Lobosporangium transversale is the source of this 1909-nucleotide messenger RNA. Its product is annotated as Mur ligase. The record is from RefSeq and is a predicted model, not a curated record. Gene Ontology annotation, cellular component: cytoplasm; mitochondrion; cytosol. The transcript is spliced from 7 exons. Lineage: Eukaryota; Fungi; Mortierellomycota; Mortierellomycetes; Mortierellales; Mortierellaceae. Gene Ontology annotation, biological process: tetrahydrofolylpolyglutamate biosynthetic process. Gene Ontology annotation, molecular function: tetrahydrofolylpolyglutamate synthase activity; ATP binding. The coding region runs from base 21 to 1844 and encodes 607 amino acids.
CUUGCCUAUUGUAACGCGCCAUGUUCAUUGUCCGCCACAGGACUCGUGCGCUGUUCUGCCACCGUUCCCCAAUCUCAUCCCCAAUACCGCUUUCACGGCAACUGCACCCCUUGUUUCGUGUCUCUAACACGUGUGUCGCUUCUGCUUCUACAUUUCAUCGAGGCCCUUCGUCCUUCUCCUCUCCUCUCCUCUUUUCUACUCGCACCAUUCCAAUUCCCCAUUGUCGACUGAUUAGACGCUCUGGAUCCAUUGCGACAACGACACAUUUAUUCAUUUUUCAAAAUUAUUCAACUCGGACUGAGUUUCUACAACAAGAUCGCCACGCUCUGUUGAAUAAACGUAUAAAGACGUUUGCUGCCCCGAUGCCUCGGUCUUACGCUGAUGCUGUUAACAAGCUCAAUGGAUUGCAGACAAACUUUGCUGCACUUAAUGAUUCCAAGAAGUCAACAAAAGCGUCGCUACCACAGAUGCUUGACUUUGUCGCGCGGACUGGAUACCAACCUGAGGAUUUUGAUGAGCUUAACUUAAUCCAUGUCACUGGCACCAAAGGCAAAGGUUCAACCUGUGCCUUAACCGAGUCUAUCCUCAGGAAUUAUGAAGGCUCGAAGAAGAUCAAAACUGGAUUGUAUACGUCGCCACACUUGAUGGAAGUCAGGGAAAGGAUUAGGAUUAAUGGGGUACCCCUCAGUCAGGAGUUGUUUGCAAAGUACUUUUUUGAGAUCUGGGAUCGUUUCGAAUCCAGUGGCGAUAAAUCAAAGCCUGGUUACUUCCGGUACUUAACCACAUUGGCUUUUCAUGUAUUCAAACAAGAAAAGGUCGAUGCGGCCAUUAUGGAGGUUGGUAUAGGUGGUACAUAUGACUCAACCAACAUUAUUAUAAAGCCUGUGGUUUGUGCUGUAGCAGCAUUGGGUAUUGAUCACGUUUCGGUACUGGGAUCGACAUUGGGAGAAAUCGCAUGGAACAAAGGGGGUAUUUUUAAACGGGGCGUCCCUGCUAUCACAACUGAACAGCCCGAAGAAGGUCUCAGUGUCCUUAAAAGUAGAGCUGAGGAACUCGGGGCAGAGUUUUUCAAGAUUAUCCCUCCUUUUUCAAAUGUAGAGUUGGGUGAUGUGACAAUUGGUUUAAAUGGGAAGCAUCAAGUAUCAAAUGCCGCUCUAGCUAGCGCCAUCUGUCGCAUUUGGAUCGAAAAGGUGCUGGGAGAUAAAAUCGAAGAAUCUAAUGAAUCGAUUCCCAAGGCGUUUAUCAAAGGCCUUACAAAUGCCCGGUGGCCAGGCCGUGGCCAGAUCAUGGUCAGGGAUGAUAAGCCCAAAAUAAAAUGGUUCUUUGAUGGAGCGCAUACUGCUGAGAGCACUACAGUUUGCGCAGCUUGGUUCAAAGAUGUCAGUCAGUCAAAUCUCCACGGAACUGUCAAGAGAGUCCUCAUUUUUAAUUGCACAGGGCCUAGAGACGGUGACAAGCUUUUAGGGCCUUUGGCCAAGAUCCAUUCUGUGGUUCAUUUUGAUCAAGCAGUUUUCACUCCGACUAUCACAUUUGCUUCUAAUACGUAUAAAGGGGAUCUAGUGAACAACACUGCCCCAAUCGAUCCCGAACUUACGACCCAGAAAACCUUAGCAGAAUGUUGGACCCGACAGCUUGCACUAGCUUCUGGCUUGGAAUCUGGAACACAGCAGGCAGACCAGGUGAAUACGACGGUGCUUCCAUCGAUAGAACACUCUGUCAUUUGGGUUGAUGACUAUGUCAAGAGUCAGGUCGAGCAAGGAGUAGAUCAGGUCCAAGUAUUGGUAACGGGAAGUCUUCACCUUGUUGGUGGUCUGCAGUCUGUCCUUGGUUGCGAAGUUGCAUAGAGUAGUUUUUGUGCGAAUAUUUCCUUGCGAAAAAGGCGUCAAUACAUUUUUAAAAUAUGUCUUGC